Messenger RNA from Bufo gargarizans (Asiatic toad), 547 nucleotides. Its product is annotated as galectin-9-like. Lineage: Eukaryota; Metazoa; Chordata; Amphibia; Anura; Bufonidae. Gene Ontology annotation, biological process: negative regulation of CD4-positive, alpha-beta T cell proliferation; negative regulation of type II interferon production; positive regulation of gene expression. Gene Ontology annotation, molecular function: carbohydrate binding; galactoside binding. The coding region runs from base 98 to 547 and encodes 149 amino acids. The transcript has 4 exons. Gene Ontology annotation, cellular component: nucleus; cytosol. The record is from RefSeq and is a predicted model, not a curated record.
UCUUCCUGUUUUCUCUUUCCACUAGCACAGUCCUUCUCUGCUUUUCCUCAGAAACGAAACUCACAGGAUUAUUCUCCUGCAAGAUCAGACACGGCACAUGGCCUCGUUCGCUCCCAUCUACAAUCCAAGUGUCCCCUUCGAGAGUGCAAUCCUCGGGGGGAUUACAGAAGGCAAGAGGGUGACAAUCCAAGGACAAGCCCACGGCUAUGCCAAACAGUUUGCCAUCAACUUCGUCUGCUACAACAAUGAUAUUGCAUUUCACUUUAACCCCCGAUUUAACGAGGGAAAUGUCAUUGUAUGCAACACAAUGCAACAUAAGAACUGGGGCUCCGAGGAGAGAAGGCAUAAUAUGCCAUUCCAGCGGAACACCUACUUUGACAUAGCUAUCCAGGUGCUGGGACAUGCAUUUCAGGUCACUGUAAAUGGGCAACACCUCCUGGAAUAUCGUCAUCGUGUCUCCUAUCAAACCAUCCAGUCCCUUCAAGUCAAUGGUGACCUCAAUCUUAACUGUGUCACCUUUUAUCCAUCUGUAAGUACCUUGUGUUAA